Messenger RNA from Piliocolobus tephrosceles (Ugandan red Colobus), 1943 nucleotides. RefSeq names its product protein phosphatase with EF-hand domain 1 (gene PPEF1). NCBI's taxonomy places the organism in Eukaryota, Metazoa, Chordata, Mammalia, Primates, Cercopithecidae. The record is from RefSeq and is a predicted model, not a curated record. Gene Ontology annotation, biological process: detection of stimulus involved in sensory perception. Bases 66 to 1943 code for a protein of 625 amino acids. The transcript has 17 exons. Gene Ontology annotation, molecular function: calcium ion binding; iron ion binding; manganese ion binding.
CUUUUCACACUCUGUCUUAAAAUCAGAAGUUGAAUUCAUGAACACAUAUGAUUUAGAUAGAAGUCAUGGGAUGCAGCAGUUCUUCAACGAAAACCAGGAAAUCUGAGACAUCACUGAAAGCUGCGUUGAUCAUCCAGAACUGGUUCCGAGGUUACAAAGCUCGACUGAAGGCCAGACAACACUAUGCACUCACCAUCUUCCAGUCCAUCGAAUAUGCUGAUGAACAAGGCCAAAUGCAGUUAUCCAGCUUCUUUUCCUUCAUGUUCGAAAACUACGCACAUGUACAUAAGGAAGAGCUAGAAUUAAGACAUCAAUUUCUUGAAAGCGAACAGGACACGUGGGACAGACAUGAUUAUGUGGACUUGAUAGAUGUCCCAGACUCCUAUAAUGGCCCUCGGCUACAAUUUCCUCUCACUUGUACUGAUAUUGAUUUACUUCUUGAGGCCUUCAAGGAACAACAGGUACUUCAUGCCCAUUAUGUCUUAGAGGUGCUAUUUGAAACCAAGAAAGUCCUGAAGCAAAUGCCGAAUUUCACUCAUGUACAAACUUCUCCCUCCAAAGAGUUAACAAUCUGUGGUGAUUUGCAUGGGAAACUGGAUGAUCUUUUUAUGAUCUUCUACAAGAAUGGUCUCCCCUCAGAAAGCAACCCGUACGUUUUUAAUGGUGACUUUGUAGAUCGAGGACAGUAUUCCAUAGAGAUCCUAAUGAUCCUGUGUGUGAGUUUUCUUGUCUACCCCAAUGACCUGCACUUGAACAGAGGGAACCAUGAAGAUUUUAUGAUGAAUCUGAGGUAUGGCUUCACGAAAGAAAUUUUGCAUAAAUAUAAGCUACAUGGAAAAAAAAUCUUACAAAUCUUGGAAGAACUCUAUGCCUGGCUCCCAAUCGGUACAAUUGUUGACAAUGAAAUCCUGGUCAUCCAUGGUGGGAUAUCAGAGACCACAGACUUGAAUUUACUCCACCGUGUAGAGAGGAACAAAGUAAGAAGUAAUCUCUCUCCUCCAUUUCAGACCUCGCGAGUCACAGAUACAGGUUCAGAACAUUCCAAGAUUAUUGAUAUUCUGUGGAGUGAUCCCAGAGGCAAAAACGGCUGUUUUCCAAAUACGGGCCGAGGAGGGGGCUGCUAUUUUGGACCAGAUGUUACUUCCAAGAUUCUUAAUAAAUACCAGUUGAAGAUGCUCAUCAGGUCUCAUGAAUGUAAGCCCGAAGGGUAUGAAAUCUGUCAUGAUGGGAAGGUUGUGACUAUAUUUUCUGCUUCUAAUUAUUAUGAAGAAGGCAGCAAUCGAGGAGCUUACAUCAAACUAUGUUCUGGUACAGCUCCUCGAUUUUUCCAGUACCAAGUAACUAAAGCAACGUGCUUUCAGCCUCUUCGCCAAAGAGUGUAUACUGUGGAAAGCAGCGCCCUCAAGAUAUUAAAAGAGAGAAUGAUUUCACGAAAAAGUGACCUUACUCAUGCUUUCCAACUUCAAGACCACAGAAAAUCAGGAAAACUUUCUUUAAGCCAGUGGGCUUUUUGCAUGGAGAAGAUUUUGGGGCUGAACUUACCAUGGAGAACCCUGAGUUCGAAUCUGGUAAACAUAGACAAAAAUGGAAACGUUGAAUACAUGUCCAGCUUCCAGAAUAUCCACAUUGAAAAGCCAGUACAAGAGGCUCAUUCUACUCUGGUUGAAACUCUGUACAGAUACCGAUCUGACCUGGAAAUCAUAUUUAAUGCCAUUGAUACUGAUCACUCAGGCCUGAUCUCCAUGGAAGAAUUUCGUGCCACGUGGAAACUUUUUAGUUCUCACUACAAUGUUCUUAUUGAUGAUUCCCAAGUCAAUAAGCUUGCCAACAUAAUGGACUUGAACAAAGAUGGAAGCAUUGACUUUAAUGAGUUUUUAAAGGCUUUCUAUGUAGUGCAUAGAUAUGAGGGCUUGAUGAGACCUGAUGUCACCAACCUUGUCUAA